Oryzias latipes (Japanese medaka) is the source of this 5258-nucleotide messenger RNA. RefSeq names its product sodium/potassium/calcium exchanger 3. Gene Ontology annotation, biological process: calcium ion transmembrane transport; intracellular calcium ion homeostasis. Lineage: Eukaryota; Metazoa; Chordata; Actinopteri; Beloniformes; Adrianichthyidae. The record is from RefSeq and is a predicted model, not a curated record. Gene Ontology annotation, cellular component: plasma membrane. Gene Ontology annotation, molecular function: calcium, potassium:sodium antiporter activity; calcium channel activity.
CUUAUGGAUUCUAGCCUAUGUGUGGGGUCGCAAAGCUGAGAAGAGCCCCUUUUCUGACCCUCAUUCUGUGAACAUGAGAAAAUUUGUCGACGCCUAGUGGCCACACGGGCGAACUGCAUCUGGAGCAGGCGGUGGAGGAACACGGAGCUCGGAGCGCACCACCUCCUGUUGCUGCACCUCACUGUGGGAUCCGCUGUCGACCUUUCAGACAACACUCAUGAGCGCUGCAGCCGUUCCCACACAUCUGCUCGCUAUGCGCGACCAGGACGGCGGGAAGAAGCUCCCAGCACGGCGGCGUCUGCUCUGAGUCCGGACGCCAGAACCGUGGGCUCGUAGGUCCGGGGAUUUCUCUCCUUUUUUCUUUUUUGCCCCCCCCGCCCCCCUUUCUCUCCCGUCCCCCACCCCUCACACUCAACCCUCAAAAACUCAACUUGUGAGAGAAGUCGCUCUCUGCUGCCGCUGCUGCUCCUGGAGCGAGGGGAGGUCCGAGCGGAGCUCCGAGCUGAGAAAGUUUGAAGGGAGGAAGGAGAGCAACAGAGGUUUCCGGGGGACAUGCAGCCGGCGGAGGAAUGAGAGCAGCAGCGAGCCACCGGCGGCCCUUCCAGCGGUUCUGCUGCUGCGGGGUCGGGCUGCUCUCCGUCAUCUGGCUCACCCAGGUCAUCCGGGCACCAGGAACCGAGUCUUCGGGGCUCCAGCCAGCCAUAAAUGAUGGGCUGCUGCGGUGGACACGCAGGUUGAUGCAAGAGAAGUCAGACAACCAGAGCCUGGAUGAGCCCCGAGCAGCCAUCCAUGAGUUUCCACAGGACAUCUUUACCAGGGAGCAGAGGAAGAAUGGGGCUGUGCUUCUGCAUGCACUCUGUGCCAUCUACAUGUUUUAUGCUCUGGCCAUUGUCUGCGACGACUACUUUGUUCCAUCGCUGGAGAAAAUAUCAGAGAACCUGCAGCUCAGCGAGGAUGUAGCCGGGGCGACAUUCAUGGCUGCUGGAAGCUCCGCCCCUGAGCUUUUCACCUCUCUGAUUGGUGUCUUCAUCACUAAAGGGGAUGUUGGCGUUGGAACCAUCGUGGGCUCAGCUGUCUUCAACAUCUUGGUUAUCAUUGGGCUGUGUGGGAUCUUUGCAGGCCAGACAGUGGUUCUCACAUGGUGGUCCCUUUUCAGAGACGCCACAUACUACAUCCUGGCUGUGCUGGCACUCAUCCUGGUUAUCUAUGAUGACACAGUUCUCUGGUGGGAGUCCUUGCUCCUCAUUACCAUGUAUGGAAUCUACAUUAUUAUCAUGAAGUUCAACUCUCCGAUUUCGGUGUUUGUGACGCAUCUGUUCCAAAGCCGCUGGCUGUGCUGCAGUAAAUCUGAGGAACAACACGACAGUAAGAUGGUAGAGGAUCCGGCUUGUAACACGUCGAUGGUGCUUCUCAACAAAGAGCAAAGUCACGGUCAGGAGCCUCUGCCUGUCAUCAUGGUGGAUGAGCUCCUUAUUAUCAACCCCCACAAACUGUCCUUCUCUGAGGCUGGCCUGCGCAUCAUGAUCACCCCGCACUUCUCACCCCGCACCAGGCUCUCCAUGGCUGGAAGAAUGCUCAUCAGUGAAAGGCAGCGACUGAUUAGGGGUUCAAAGCACCAGCGGGACGGGGAGGCGGGGCAUGCAUCCAGAGGAGAGUCAACCAGCAACAGCCUGAAGAGGACAGGCUCCUGCAGUCUGGAAAAUGGAGGCGGGAGACCCCGCAUGCAAGACACUGAAUCCGUUGAAAAGCCAGGGGUUGAAGAGGAGGGAGAGGAGGAUGAAGAUGGUAUUUUUAAUCCAGUGCGUAUACCAGGGAGCUGUGGUGCACGAGUGAAGUGGGUCAUCACCUGGCCUCUGAGCCUGCUGCUCUACUGCACCGUGCCAAACUGUGUCCUGCCACGUUGGCACCGCUGGUUCAUGGUCACCUUUGUGGCCUCCACUAUGUGGAUUGCUGUCUUCUCCUACCAAAUGGUGUGGAUGGUCACCAUCAUUAGCUACACACUAGACAUCCCAGACUAUAUCAUGGGCAUAACCUUCCUGGCAGCAGGGACCAGCGUACCUGACUGCAUGGCGAGUCUGAUCGUAGCUCGACAAGGUAUGGGGGACAUGGCCGUGUCAAACUCUAUAGGCAGCAAUAUCUUUGACAUCCUGCUAGGUCUGGGCUUUCCCUGGGCUUUACGUACCCUAGUGGUGGACCACGGAUCCACAGUCUCCAUAAAUAAUAAAGGUCUUGUAUAUUCUGUCAUCCUGCUGCUGGCAUCAGUCUUUCUGACUGUGAUCAGCGUUCAUUUGAACCACUGGAGGCUGGACCGCCGGCUGGGUCUGGGUUUAUUGUUUCUAUAUGCCAUCUUUCUCCUCUGCUCUAUCCUCUUUGGGAACAUGUAAGGAUUUGAGGUCAAACAUUCACCUAAUCUGACAAGUUAUAACUUUCAUACAUGAAAAAAACGUCUAAAAGAGAUGACUUUGUUCCUUGAUAACAUUUUUGCACACUGCUGUGCUGUAUGAAUUUCAAUGGUGACCAUGUUCAACUUAGACAAACACGAUUUAGCAACUUUCUGUCCUUUGUACAGUGCCGUGUUUGAUAGAACUUUCUAGUUAAAGUGAUGAUUUUACUUCAGGAUUAAUGACAUGGUAGGUGGAAGCAGCAGUAUUAUACAUUUUCUUAACAAGAAAACUGACAGCAACGAUUAAAUAGAUUUUCUGAAACUCUCUUUUUGCAAAAACUCUGUUUAACAGCAAAUAUUAACUAGAUUCAGUCGUACAAAAAUGACUCUUCUGUUUCAGGUUCUGCUUUUUGAAAGUAUUUGUUUUCCCCCCAAAAUCUAAAUGCUAGCCUAUCAUGCUACUAUUUUUUUUUAAAUAUAUCUUAAGUAGGCCUACUUAUAUAUUACUACAUGCCAUGUAGCCUUUAUUUCAAAGCAAUAGGCUGAUGAAAGUUUAGGUUUUAAAAUUUUAAUGACUGCGGUCCAAAAUGCUGCUAUGAUUGAGCAAAUAAUUUAGGCUUCAACAUCACUGAAAGCACAAGUCUAUUUUUAGAAGAGUAGCUGUCUUCCUGUUCUCUGUUUCUUCUAGUAGUAUUUUAUUAUCUAGAGGCACUUAUAAAACUGUUGGAGCGGGUUUAUCGCGCUUGUGAUUUAUGGCGUGUUGUGUUUAUUUAAAAUGUUGGCUAACAAUAGCAUCAAUAAGCCUGUUGCUAAUGGCGCCGACAUAAAAUAAAGAUUCUCUGAACACAUACCAGGAGGCCACAUGUAUAAACUAAACCCAUAGAAAAAAUCUUGUUUGCAACUUUUUACACAUCGUAAAAAGUUUUUCUGUUGGCCUGCAGUAGGCAAUUGCAAUAUUUGCAAUCGCGUUGCACAGUUUUGAUGAAUUUAUGACUAAGAUCUCUUAAAAUUCACAUUUCAAAACAUUUUUGAAGCCAUAAGUCAAGAUGAUCCGUCAGUUUUUAAAAAGUUCAUUCAAAGCUCAAAGUUGUCCUCAAGUUUUAUGUCUUUUAUUUCAAUUCGUAUAGUUUCUUUUUUCCUUUUUUUUUACCAUUCAAUCAGAAUUUAAAGUUCAGAUGUUUUUCAGUGUCUUUCAGAAGUUGCACAUUACAUAAAGCGGGUUUGCUGCUCUCAAUGUAAGGAUCUGAAUUUAAAAAUAAAGUUAUGGUUGUGUUUACUGCCAGGUAACUUUACUUUUCCAGCAUACCUUUCUGCGUUACCCGUUGUGCUAUCCUAGGCACUUUAACGUUGGGAGUUGGGUCAUCUAGACCCACUAGACAGUGCACUGAACCUUUUUUCUUCAAUGAUUUGUGAUCUUCACUGGUGUCCAUGGAUUACAUUAAAUCUUUCCACCUUCAUCCACCUUUGUCAUGGUAGGGAGAACACGUCAAUGGAAGGGUGGGGUCAUCUAAGAUAGCACAAGGGUUCAAAUGUUGAGCUUUAACAAAAAUAUAAAUAUAUACUAAGUUUCAGAAACAAUAGUUUCAUACAUAUGGCCUGUUGUGUGUGUCAGAGACUUUUCAGAGUGUGGAGCUAGACAUUGUUUGAUAAAAAAACAUAUUUUUAUUUGCCUAACUACUAAAGUAUGACUGUAUUUUUAGAAGUCUUUUUACUAUGAAAUCUAAUAUAUACUGUAUUUAUGAGUGUCAAAAACUUUGAUGAUUUAGACUACAAGAUCGUGGUAUACGUCAUGUUUAGGUACGACAAUCGACAUUUGCAAUUUGUCUUGCAUGUUAUGCGAGUUCUUUUUUUCUGCAUUUAUGUAAGUAACAUUGAAGUUAAGCAACCGCUGAUCAGGAUGGAAAAACACACAUAUUUGCAGCUCCUGCUUAUUUUUUGGUGAAUAAUGUUUCAUUUGCCACCAGCAGAACCGACUGUUCUGUCAUUACUGGGAAUAAAAAAACCUGACCAUACUACAAUGGUUGUUUAUAGAGGAGAUGUCAGUAUUGUUUCUUUUGAUUACGUGAGUUCUAUUUUUUCCAGAUUUGUUGUAACAAAUUUUCUCUGCGUGAAAAUGUUUUUUUUUACUGUUUGUAAAUGUUGAAUAACUUAGUUUUACAAGGAACUGACCAACCUGCUUUGAUAUGUUAAAAAAAAUAUAAUGUAAGCUCAUUUGUGAUUUAUUGCAACUAAAUUAAUACAUAUUUCUAUGUACGUUCGGUGGGCUGUAAAGGCUUUCAAGUCGCUUCAGAUUUUCUCUUGUGUUGGUAUUUGUUCACUGAUGAACCAAUUUCAUGCAGAAUAGAAAUUGAAAGAAAAUAUAUUUUUUACUGGGUAAUUGUUUAGCAGCUGUUUUAAAUUAAGAGCUUUUUUUUUUAAUUUAGUCAUUUAAAUUAUGUUGGAUAAGGAACCACUUAGCACUAAGUAUUAAAAUUCACGGUCCUCCUUCAAAUCUGAUGUGUAAUGGUACGGUGGGUUUUUUUUUUGGAGCCUUACCUUAGGCAGGAAUUGUCUUUUCCGAUCUUCCUCACAUCCAUCCAUGUUUUCCUGGCAGACGAUUCAGCAGAGUACGAUACCAACGUGUCCUUUCACUGUCAGGAGGCUGUCAUUUGCUCCUGAUCCAGAUCAGUAAUAAAAAAGAAACUAAGUGACGCGUUCUACAGUUUGUUAUCCUUACAGAGAAAUUAAAGCUGAACGUGAUUCUCCAAAGAAUGUCAUGUUUAAUCUGCUGUGAUGUUGGAGGUAGAUCUUAGAGUCCAAUUUACUGCUUUAGAGAUUGUAUUGGAUCAUAGAAGACUGUUGUUAUCUUGGGUGCAAUAAAAAAAGUGCAAUAACA